CAGGCUAUGCAGUAGUGAGACAGGAAGGAAACAGGUUUCUCACUGCCAAAGCAGAGAGCUGCGAGCAGCCCUGCUCUGCUCAAUUAGCUGAACUACGUGCACUAACAGAAGCGUGCAGAAUAGCUAAAGGAAAAAUAGCAAACAUUUACACUGACUCGGCUUAUGCACAUGGUGUGUGUCAUCUAUUUGGAGCUGUGUGGAAACAAAGAGGCUUCACAAAAUCAGAUGGUAGCCCGAUUCAACAUAACAAACAAAUAAGGGAAUUAAUGUCAGCAAUGAUGCUCCCGACUAAACUUGCAAUCAUAAAGUGUCAAGCUCAUCGGAAGGGAAAUGAUGAUGUGAUAAAAGGUAACAAUGCAGCAGACGAAGCUGCCAAAAUGGCUUCUAAAAGUGAGGUUGCAAUUUUGUCGCCGGUAAUAUCAUUAGAGCCAACAACAACACCAGAUGACAUUGUCCUAAUUCAGGCAGAAGCCAGUCCACGUGAACAAUCACUGUGGCGCAGUAGAGGAGCCACAGUGGACAACAAAGGUCUUUGGAGAUCACACGAGGGUCUCAUAGUAGCACCCGUGACGUUGCUAACAAUCCUAAUCUCCCAGGCCCACAAUGUUUGCCAUUGUGGGAGGGGGGAAGUCAUGAAAAAACUAAGACAGCAAGGCUACUGGUCACCGUAUCUACAGGCGAUGGUAGAUGAAAUACUGAACCAAUGUGAAAUUUGCGCUGAAAACAAUGUGCGUAAGGGUGUUAAAACACCAGUGGGACACAUUCCAGUCCCAGAGGGACCGUUCAAACACUUAGCCCUAGAUUAUGUCGACAUGAUCAAAACUGUACAGGGGAAACGAUACAUGCUUGUGAUAAUUGAUCGUUUCAGCCGUUGGGUGGAGGCGCAUCCGUCCAAGGACUUAGGGGCAGAAACGGUGGUUAAAUUUUUGAUACGAGAAGUCAUUCCAAGAUUUGGCAUUCCUUCUGAAAUAAGCUCAGAUAACGGUGCAGCGUUUGUUCAAAAAGUAGCCAAGGGUAUUUUACAACAACUGCGAAUCAAACAAAGACUCUCUGCAGUGUACCACCCGGAAAGUAAUGGGAUGGUCGAACGUAUAAACGGAACGCUAAAAUCAAAAAUAAACAAGAUUUGUGCCAGUACAAAGCUUAAUUGGGUGGAUGCUUUACCACUUGCUUUGAUGCAAUAUCGCACACAAACCCAUAGAAGCACUCAUCUAACACCGCAUGAAAUGCUAACGGGUCGACCCAUGCCAACACCACAGAUGAGAGGUCCAUAUAAGGGGCCUAGUCUUGAACAGUUACAAACUGAGCUGCAAGACUACAUGAAACACCUAACGGCCAUCCACAGAUCGAUCUACCUACAGGAAAAAGAAAGGGAGCCAGAUCCCAAACGAGACAUUGAGAGACCAGUGGAGCCGGGGGACAAAGUCUACAUCAAAAUCUUCAGACGAAAGUGGCAUCAACCACGUCGAGAGGGUCCAUAUACUGUCAUACGAGCCACACCAACGGCAGUCCAGGUGGAAGGAAGCACCACGUGGUACCACUUAAACCACUGCUGCAAAGUCCAGGACUCAAAAAAGGGCAGAAACCUGGGACAGCUGCAGGAGAUGCAGAGGAAGCUGAGCAGGGUCCGAGGAGAUCAAAACGGCUGGCAGCAGGCAGACAGAGUCCAGGCAGCAGUGAGCAACAUCCCACAGGAAACAGAUAAAUAUGGACUGGGACUGCUGGCCAGCCAGGCAAAGGAAGUUCUGAACAUACAAGGAGCUCACAUGCUAAAUGCAAUGGCAGACAUGAACCCUGAGAUGCAAGGGGUCAUGGGGCUACCGGACUUGUUCCCACAACCUGCCUAUAUGGAUGAUAGCGAUGAUCCGGAUCAAUGGGAAGAAAUGCUUCCUGCUCCGGAGGUGAGCCGUGUUAAUGAGGGAGCAGCGAUAACAAACACCACUCCACAAAACCAUCGAUACGCUUCCAUAGUGGCUGCUCACACAUCUGCAGGUAAUUAUGCCCUCUGGAUGUUCCAGCAGCCCCACGUCCUGCACCGUGCAGCAGGAGGAGCAGGAGGAGCAGGAGGAGCAGGGGCCCCGGGAGCCCGAGGACGGGGGCCCACACCAAUUAGAGGGAAACUCACAGCAGAAGAGACUCUCAGACCGGCCGAGCAGAGGAGAGGCAGCAUUGUUUCUCAGAAGGUUAGCGGUUAG
This is a messenger RNA of Centropristis striata (black sea bass), 2195 nucleotides long. RefSeq lists its product as uncharacterized. Lineage: Eukaryota; Metazoa; Chordata; Actinopteri; Perciformes; Serranidae. The coding region runs from base 267 to 2195 and encodes 642 amino acids. The record is from RefSeq and is a predicted model, not a curated record. Gene Ontology annotation, biological process: DNA integration. Gene Ontology annotation, molecular function: nucleic acid binding. The transcript has 4 exons.